GACAAUGACAUCUUUAGAAAUUUGAAUUCCAUAUUAAAUUCAUUUAUUGUUUUUAUUUUUUUUAUAGUUUAUAAAAUUAAUUUGAAUAACUGUUCUAUUCUGUAAGCGUACCAUAGUCUAGUCAGCCCAUGGCAUCUUGUAUUCGUCUACAUAAUUUGUCCACUGUAUUAGUAGUAAUUUAACAAUAGAUAUUUCUGUUCUUUAGAUGUAAAAUUAACACAUUGGUGUUUACAUCUCGUCAUUACUAUUCGUCGCUAAAAUUUUGCUCUUGAUAAUUUCAAGUUCAAGGCUUAUACGAUGGGUUUAAAAAGCAAUGAAAUCUCACAAACUAAUUUAUAUGAUCGUGUAAAGAAGUUAUUAGUAUCUUUAGAAUGGAGUGAUUGUAAAUUUUCAGUGUCUGGAAAGGAUUUCAAAGCACAUAAGUUAAUUUUAGGUAUAAGUAGCCCUGUAUUUGAAGCUAUGUUUUAUGGACCACUGUCAAAUAAUAAGGAUGUUAUAAUAACAGAUAUAGAACCUGACAUAUUUCAAUUAGUACUUAAUUAUAUUUACACGGAUAAGGUUGACAUAUCUUCAGUGGAACAGGCCUUUGAAUUAUUGUAUGCAUCAAGGAAAUACCUUUUGCAAUCUUUAGUUGAGAUAUGUAUAACUUUUAUACAAGAAAAUAUUAGUAUUGACAAUGUAAUUGAAGUUCUUAAUUAUCCAGAAUACUUACAAGACAAACAGUUGAUUACAUACUCUUUAAAAUUAUUUUGUGAGCAUCCUAGUUAUUUAUUGCAUGAAUAUAAAAAUAUAAUAACACAUUCAUGUAUGAAAAUAAUACUUGAAGCUGAAGAAAUAAAUAUUAAGGAAAAAGAUCUGAUAAAACAUGUUUUUGAAUGGACUAUUUGCCAAUGUAAACAAAGUAAUAUAUAUUGUACAAUAGAAAAUAGACGUAACAUUUUAAUUAAUAAUGGUAUAUUUAAAUUAUUGAGGUUCUGUGCACUAACUAUAAAUGAUUUAGAAGAAAUAGUUAAAGAUACAAACAAUCUAUUGUAUCCAUUCGAAACUGAAUACAUUAUGGAAGUAAUUAAAAAAUCAGAAAAUAUAACACACAAUAAUAUAAUUAAUUUACUUAGUUCAAAUGAUAUUCCGAGAAGUUCAUUGAAACCACAGUGGUAUUUCUGUCACCGCAGUCCUUUAAGAUCAGUUGCACCUAUUGUAAUAGAUAUAAAUAAUUUUAUAGUGCAUACUAGAAUCAAAGUAAAUAAACCUAUAUUUGUUAAUUCACUAUGUAUACCUACUAGAAUGGCACCUGCAGUCACAUUUAGGAAUAAUACUCCAAAAUUGUACUCUGAGCAAUUGUCUAUUUCUGUAGUAUCAGAAUCAGAUAAUAAUGUAGUUAAAUUCACAAAUUUUAUGAACACUGUUGAAUAUGACUCGGUUGUGGAUAUAGAACUAAAUGAGCCUUGUCUUAUAAAAAAGGACAAAUGGUAUAAAAUCAGUUUCAUGUGGACACACAACAGAUUCACAUCUUAUUCAUAUGUUGUGGAAGUCAGGGAUAGAGUGUAUAAAAGUCACAAGAUCUUAGUGGAAUUUGAUGAUUCAUUAACAACAAAUGGAAGGUCGGGUAGUUUCUUAGGUGGAUUAAAAUUUUGUUUAUAAAUUAUAGUAUUUAAAUAAUGAGAAUAAUAUUUAUUAAAUAGUAUUAUUACAGUGUGUACUAAAUAUAUAGAUUUUAAACUUAUUUAAUCUACACAAUUUAUAAAAAUAUUAUGUUUAAAUAAAGCAAUAUAACAUAAGUAUACCAAUAUCUGUAUAUUGCUGUAUAUUUUACUACUCUUUGGUAUUGUUAUAUUAAUUGGAAGUUUAUAUGUGACUUAUAUAGUUCAUCAUUUCAUCCAUCAUCCGUUCACUGCUGGACAUAGACCUCCCCCCAUAGAUGACUAAUAUAGUUAUUAAAAAUUCUAUAAAAGUCAACAAAAUGCCUCGAGCGGAGUACUAUGUUGUUUUUCAAUUUAUGGUAACUAUGUAGAUAUCUGUUUAAUCUGGUGUUUAUUUUUAUUAGGCAAAAAAUAUAAUUAUUAAAUGAUUAUUUAUUUAUGUAACUAUAUACUUAUUUAUGUUAUUAAGAAUGUAAGAUUUAUUUUGGCCAUAUGUAUGAUGUUGGACAAUGUUAUAGGUAAGCAUACAAUAAAAUCAUAUUUAUUAAAGUCUGUACAAACAAGUUUUUUUUUUUUUCGAAAAGUAAAACUAGAAUAAAUAAAGAAAUGUCGCCCAAUAAGUUAUCUUUGGUUCCUAAUGAGAAAAUUACUAA
Molecule: messenger RNA, 2293 nt
Organism: Galleria mellonella (greater wax moth)
Lineage: Eukaryota; Metazoa; Arthropoda; Insecta; Lepidoptera; Pyralidae
Product: kelch-like protein 40
Exons: 2
Coding region: 298-1641 (447 amino acids)
Biological process (GO): neurogenesis
Cellular component (GO): P-body; cytosol
Molecular function (GO): protein binding
Source: RefSeq, a predicted model, not a curated record